GCAAACAGGAAAGCGGCACAUCUGCGGGAGAAACACACAUCUGGAUUCGCUUUUUGGAGGAGUGAGAAACAUGGAGAACGACAUACAAGUAACAACAUCAUCCAUCCUUUCCACAAUCCCUACGGCCGUCUCCAGGAACAACCUCACCAACGACACCCAGUGUCCGCAUUGGGAAGUGUGGGACUGGUUGUACAUCAUGCAGCCUGCUUACAUGUUCAUCAUCUGUGUGCUGGGAAUCCUGGGAAACGUCUUUGUCCUGCUGGUCUUCGGCCUGCAUAAGAAAGCGUGUACGGUGGCGGAAAUCUACUUGGGGAAUCUGGCGGCUGCCGACCUCCUGUUGGUCUCGUGUUUGCCGUUCUGGGCCAUCAACAUUGCAGAUGGGUUUAACUGGCGAUUCGGCUCGCUCAUGUGCCGACUAGUCAACACAGGCAUCAAAAUGAGCAUGCUUUGCAGUAUUUACUUACUAGUGUUGAUUAGCGGCGACCGCUAUGUCGCACUCGUCCACGCUUUGUCGCGUGGUAGAAUGAGACGACCGCGGUACGCCAAGCUCAACUGCAUCGCCGUCUGGUUUUUCGGAUUAAUCCUCAACUACCCAACGCUUCAUUUCCGGGAUACUCAAUUCAUCCCGGAGCUGAACAUCACGGCUUGUAUUCUGAACUAUCCGAACCCCAACAUUGGCCUCGCUUGCGACAUUCUUCUCAUCUUGCUAGGCUUCAUCGUCCCAUUUUUGGUGAUCUCCUACUGCACUCUGAAGAUCAUCCGAGCUCUGCGCAAGCAGGUCAUCGACCGCUUCAAUGCGGAAAACACUGAAAGGAAAGCCACUGUCCUGGUGCUGGUGGUGCUGAUGGUGUUUCUCUUGUGUUGGGUGCCGUUCCACCUCGUGACCCUCAUGGAUAUCCUGAUGCGCUUCGGUGUCUUCGGCGGAUGUGACUUUUCAUCCAGUCUGGACGUCUCCAAUCAGAUAUUCACCUACUUGGCUUUGAGCAACAGCGUGUUGAACCCGAUACUCUACGUGAUCGUGGGCAAGAACUUCAGGAAGAAAGUCAUAGAGCUGAUGAAGCAGCUUAAGGAGAAUAAAAAUGAUUCGACAAGCGGUUCUACAAGAUCACAGCUCUCCUCAACCUUAAAGACCUUCACAACAUAUUAAGAACAUUAUGUAUUAAAUGUCCAUAGGCACAAAUUAAAAUGAUAAUUUAUAAUGUUUGUUUGAUGUACUAUGCUGUAAAAUGCUAUUUCAGUCUUUCUAUUUCACAUUAAAUUCAAUGUUAUUUUCCGUUUCUUCAUAAUUAUGUCAAAUUUACUAGCACAUAUCGAGUGAAAAUUGUUUGCGUAAAUCCUACAUCAAAU
Messenger RNA from Sinocyclocheilus anshuiensis, 1347 nucleotides. RefSeq names its product B2 bradykinin receptor-like. NCBI's taxonomy places the organism in Eukaryota, Metazoa, Chordata, Actinopteri, Cypriniformes, Cyprinidae. Bases 71 to 1147 code for a protein of 358 amino acids. Gene Ontology annotation, biological process: calcium-mediated signaling; G protein-coupled receptor signaling pathway; positive regulation of cytosolic calcium ion concentration. The record is from RefSeq and is a predicted model, not a curated record. The transcript is spliced from 2 exons. Gene Ontology annotation, molecular function: C-C chemokine receptor activity; bradykinin receptor activity; C-C chemokine binding. Gene Ontology annotation, cellular component: membrane; external side of plasma membrane.